CACUAGGCUGUGCGAAACAGACGACAGGGAAAAAUGGGGAAUGAAAAUCACGAGAUGAAAUGACGUAAUUCCAAACGUUUUUUUAACCUUUGUAAGAGUCUAUGACAUUCUGAAAACGCACAGGAGACCAUACAGCACGGAAAGAUGCGUUCUGUUUUAUAUGUGGCUUUUAUUUUCGCGUCGUCGUCCUGUUUUCUGUAUUUUCUCUCCACCGCCCUCCCCAGCCUGGAACAUCGAUCGGACGACAAUGGACUGAGCGAAUCACAAAAUAACACUUCUGAGCUGAAGUUCCCGUCUAACCUGGAGGAGUUGCGGUGGCUGGCUGAGCUGCUACAGAAGUACUGCCACGACCACUGGGACUAUGUCUGGCUCCUGUUCUGUAGUGCCUACCUGUACAAACAGACAUGGGCUAUACCCGGUUCUGUCUUCCUGAAUAUUUUAGCCGGAGCAUUGUUCGGUCCUUGGUUCGGGUUUCCUCUGGUAUGUGUUCUGUCGGCCACGGGUGCCACAUGCUGCUACCUCCUCUCCAAAACCUUCGGGCGUCGUCUCAUUGUGAAGUAUUUUCCCGAAAAAUUACAAAGUCUCCAAUCCGUGGUUGAAGAGAACCUGUCCAGCCUGUUUUUCCUCUUACUGUUCCUGAGACUGUUUCCCAUGACUCCUAACUGGUUCCUCAACAUCUCCUCACCCAUAGUGGGGGUGCCAAUCAUGCAAUUUUUCUUCUCAGUUCUGAUAGGGUUGAUGCCAUACAACUUUGUCUGUGUACAGACUGGAGGGAUUCUGUCCACCAUAAAGUCCAUUGAUGAUGUCUUUAGUGCCAAGAUCAUGAUGCAAAUGUUGGGAGCAGCCCUGGUGGCUCUCAUCCCUGGUAUCUUCCUCAAGUUGUACAAGCCCAAACUUAAGACAAGCUAAAGUGCCCUGAUAUACAUGACAUUGUACACGUACAAUUGCCACAUUGAGGAACACACACACACACACACACACACACACACACACACACACACACACACACACACAAAUACAAACACAUUCAAAUAUUUGGAAACCAUUGCAAUUACUUUGUAUUUUGUAGGUGAUAAUAGUCAAUGCUGCAAACAAAAGCUCACAUACACACUAAAACCCAGAGCAGGUAAGGUGCAGGUAGGUAUAAAGAAUACCUGCACAAUUCCAGUUUAACCAAUUUAUGCAAUCUAAUACCUAAGUGUACACUAUGGCUUGACUUUGACUUGACUUGACAGAUAAUAACAUACGUGUGACACGUCUAACUGACCAAAGUUUUUUUGCAUAUCAAAAAACUCUCAAAAUGGUUCAAUGAAAAUUAGGAAACUGACUCUUCAAAAUCAACAUACCAAGGUAGCUGUAUUAGUUACAACAAGGUUAGACAGAUAUGUAGGCUAGGAUAAUGUGACCAAUGUUAUUUAACAAACUUGUUAAUUGUAUCCAUGGGACAAUACAUAGGGUUUUGUGACAAGUUAUGUCACAGUUGUUGUCAUAUGCUAACAGUGGCAUCAAGCAUUCCAAGUAUACUGUUGAGAUUGUAAAUUUAUAGACAUUUUAUGACUCAGAAUCAUGAAGAAAUAAGUGAAAAUGUGGUUAGUUUGUGGCUGCUUUUAAAGUGAGAGGUGCAUAGAAAAUACCUUUCUUGUAGUUGUGCCAUUUUGUGCAAAAAAUAAAUUUUAUCUUAAGUACCAUGAGAAGGAAACAAGUUUGUCAAUGGAGAAUCUUGGUAGUGCAAUGGGCUGGAAAUUUAUGGUUCCAGGCAAUGUCAUGGUUAUGUACAAUGUACACGACUUGUACAUUCCAGAUAUACUUGUUAAGUUUUGUUGCAACUCUUAACAGUUUGGUUUUUCAUUUUACCUCCGAUGUUAAAUACUUUGCGCACAGUUUUAUUUUAUUCCUUAAGUUGUGACUGUCCAUCAUCAGUGCAAUGUAUAGUUAUUUCACAUUGUCAUUUUAUUGCAAUAUUGAAGAUAACAUAUUCAGACAAUGCUGCUUGUAGUUCCUAAUUUGAUGUAGUUUUAGUUUCAGACCUUGCUUUGGUCACCUUGCUUUGUAUUUUCUUCAGAUGUUUUAUUAAGUUGUGUUGUAUGAUUUAAAUUUUGUUAUUCCUACUUGUCAGGUACAGAAGGAUUUGUCCAUGAUUAGGUCACCUUUGUUUGUUUGUUUUUUUGUUUAUUUUCAAACGCCUUUCACGUGUGUACUGAUACACUGACUGUUUAUUUCACUCAAUAUCAUUCCACUACUUUGCCUCACAUAUUAUCAUUAUCAUCAUCCUCAAUGUAUAUUAUAGUGACCAGUAUAUUAUUGUCCAAGGCUAAACCAUCUAAAACAUUAUUGAUGUAGGUCUUUCUUUAGUUCCUCGCCUUUUUUUUCUUCAGUGGAUUCCCACAUAACAGUCAUCUACUGCUUUGCGCAUCAAAUUAGAUUGUUUAAGAAAUACCUGUGAUUUUGUUGCUGGCAUGCUGCAAAUUUCCUGUAUACAUAUUGUAGUUAAAGGCACCACAUGCAGCCACCAAUUUAAUCAUGGUCUUUUUGUUCGCAAAAAUUGUUGGUGACAGAUACGUUAAUGAAGGUUAGACAUCCAGGUAAUAAGAUACGCCAAAAAACAGCUUUAGGUUAUUCUACAAACCAAUUAGAUACCCACCUUUAAUGUAGUAUUCAUUUGUAGAAAAAAGUUUAAAACUUUUAUUAUCUCUAUUAUAUAUUUUGAAGCAGCUCAUGUGACAUGUAAAACAUGGCAUAGGAGUUAUAAAACAUCUCUGUCUUAUCCAUGUGAUCUAUGUCUUCUAUAACACAAACCCUUGGCAAUCUAGUAAGCAUUUAUAUCCUUUGAAGCAACUCAUGUGACAUAUGAGACAUGCUCUAGGAGUUGCAAAACAUCUGUAUCUUAUGCAUUUCAUCUAAUUAUCUUGUGUAACACAAACCAAUUCCUUGCCAAUAAGCAUUCUAUAUAUUUUGGAGCAGCUCGUGUGACAUACAUGUAUGAAAUAUGAUGCAGCAGUCUUAUCCAUACCAUCUUAGGUAACACAAACCAAUUCCUUGGCAAUCUAAUAAGCCUUCUGUAUCCUUUGAAUUAGCUCAUGUGUAAUUGAAUACAGGAUAAAGAGCAAACAUGUGGUGCUUUUGCCUAGUGACUGUAAUGUGAUUAAUCCUGUUUUUAAUGGGCGUAUAACAAAAUCAAAAAAGAGGGAAAACUAGAAUAGAGAGACAAGACGUUUUUUCACUAUCUGAUCACACAGGAUGUGGAUAUGGCUGAUGUUGUCCCACUCCUCGGUCACAUACAUAAACCUUUUUACCAUGAAUGGAAUUCAAUUUGUGGUAGAAGUGCCGUACGUUUGAGAAAACUGAAGGGCAAUAGUUAAACAUAUAGAACCGUGGUCACAAACGCCUUACUCUCAAGUUACAGUGGUGUAUAUAUUGAAAGAAGGUGAUAGCAUAUGUCUUAUAUACAUAUUGAUAUACUUGUUAUAACUUGCCAGCAAAGUGUAUUAUUUCACUAAUGUUGAUUUUGUAGCCACCAUCUCCUAACAGUGUACAUAUUUGCUUAAUAUGUAAAUUUUGGAGUUAUGCCAUUUUAGAUGGUCUAUGGUGAUUUUGACCAAUGAAUAUAAUAUUAGGAGUAGGACAAAGCCAAUAAUGGUGUGGUUGUACAUGUGUUGCAUCAAAAUCUGUAUGAUGCCCAUUGCACAUGAUGUGUACAUGUACCUGUGUAAGAUGUACAUGGGAAUUCUGACUAAAGUAUAAGUUGUUUUCAGGGAGUGUUAGUCAGAGUUGACAUUUCCUGUAAUUUCCAUGUCAACAUUCUAUUUAUGCGCUGUUUCAGGCACAUAAUCAAAAAAGGAUACAACGAUACGACGACGUUUCAGGGCUUUGAAAGUGUGAUUGGAUAAAAGUUGAACUUAACAUUCAAAUGCCACACCAAUUUUAUUUGCCGUUUCUCAAAUUUCCGGACCCUAUUUUUCCGAUUUGAAAAAAAAAAAGGUUUCAAAUUGAAGCCACACCUCAUAAUUUUUCUUCAAACUUUGAACUUUGCUACCAGGGACCUCUUAAAUGUUGAAAGUUUAGGUUUUCCUGUCCAAUCUCUCCUACCCCGACUUUUUGAAAAUUUUAUAUAUAUUUUUUUUUUGCCAACCGACCCAAUUUUUGAAAAAAUCUGAGAAACAACAAAUGAAAUUGGUGUGGCCUAAUGUCUAUAUGUAUAGGAACAUGCAAGCAAUUCUAACACACUAUCAAAUACUUGGCAUGUUGUGGUAAAAAGCAUAAGGACGUGUAAAGAUGUUCUUCCAAUGUGGAUUUACACAUGUAUGAGGGUUGUUUUCCAAUUCAUCAACCACCCAAGGCUAGGAAACACACCUAUAGUAUUUACUCUCUCAUCCAACUGACUUACAAAUUAAAUCAUGGUGAAGGAAAUUAAUUGUGGCCUUCUCAUAGACUUGCUGUUUUUUAGAUAAGGUUAUGCUGGUGAUAUUCCCACUUUUGAAUGUGCAACAACAUACACUCUUACAUAGGAAUUAAACACUCAACACUGGAAC
This is a messenger RNA of Branchiostoma floridae (Florida lancelet), 4529 nucleotides long. Its product is annotated as transmembrane protein 41A-like. The transcript is spliced from 5 exons. The record is from RefSeq and is a predicted model, not a curated record. The coding region runs from base 145 to 909 and encodes 254 amino acids. Lineage: Eukaryota; Metazoa; Chordata; Leptocardii; Amphioxiformes; Branchiostomatidae.